AUGGCAGCUUACAACAUGCUCCGUUCGGGACGAGACACAGUUCGACUAUCACGAGUGUCAAUGGAUGCCGUCUCACAAAUCAACGAUUACACCGGUAAAGGAAUAGAAUAUAUUGAACGAAUUGGGAGUUUAGCGAAAGACCGGGCAGUUAUCGAAAAUGAGUAUAGUUCAAAAAUGAGAGCCCUCAUCAAAAAACAUGGAAUUCGCCCCAAAGGUCAAGAAACCGAGUUGAUGAAUUCUGUAUCUUUCAUCAGAGGUUACUAUGAUUUUGUGGCAGGACUUCAGCCAAUUGCUGCUCAACAUGAGAUUAUUGCGGAAAAUUUGAAAACCAAUGUGAUUCCUUUUGCGAUGCAAAAAAUCGCCGAAUACAAGCAAGCCAAAAAACAACUGGAGGCUGAUAAUGCGAACCUACAGAAACAUAUGACCAACGUCAUCUCGGACAUGAACAAAUCUUUAAAAGAAUACAGCAAACAGUUCAAGGAAGCGGAAGCAGCAAUGCUGAAGUACGCAAAGGCGGAGAAAAAUAUGGAGAUUUCACGUCUGGAACUAGAGAAAACAAAAAAUAACUACCAAGUGAGACUGGGAUCGCUCGAGGAAUCCAAACAAUCUUAUGCGGUUAUGACGACAAAAGCAAAUGAAGAACAAGCAAUUCACUACGACAAGAAGCUUCCACAACUGUUGGAAAACUAUAGACGGCUUCAUACGAACAGAAUUCUCGACACCGUUGAGAUUCUCAAUAAAUGCGUAGAAGCCGAGUCGAGUGUGCAUCCUAUCAUUGGAAGCUGUCACAACGACAUGAGGAAAGAUAUUGAAAAAAUUGAUCCUGUCAAGGAUGGCAACUUGGUGGUGGAAAACUUAAAAUCGGGUCAUCCGCGACCGCUCCCAUUCAUUUUUGAAGACAUGGGUAAUCCAAAAACUUUCCUCGCCGGAAGUGGCGCUGGUUCAAUUGAAACCAUUGACUCAACUUUCAAAAAAGGAACGCUGAUGAGCAAGAAAGAAGGAAAAAUUAUUGCUCGCAAGCAGUCAAUGCAUCAAAAGUUCUUCGGUAGCGGAAGCAACGAUAAGAAAGACACUGGUGACUAUGGCACGCUUCCACCGCAGCAGAGAGCUCGGAAGCUCCAAGGAAAAAUUGGAGAUUUGGAAAAAGAAAAAGAGCGGGCAGUGCAGAGCCGCGAAGGGGUGAUCAAAAUGCAAAUGGCAUACAGGGAAAAUCCGAAGCUUGGUAAUCCGGUUGACUGUGACGCACAAAUCGCUCAGUACGGACGAGAAAUCGAUGCUCUGUGUGCGGAUAUCCAAAAGUACCGAAUUCAACUUGAUGAUGUGAACGCCCAACUCAAUGUUGGUGGAUUGACAGCCAACAGCAUUAAUGGAAGUGACACACCUCCAUCAAUUCGCUCCGUUUCUUCGGCCUCGUCUGGUGUGACAUCUAGAGUGAAUACGAUUAACGACAGCCACAGAAAUGGAGGAGGCGCUCGUCGUGGAAGCUUCUCGGGAAGUAAUGGAGGCAGUGAUGUAGACCCGUGUGUCACAAACGGGCACGGGAAAGACGAGCUAUACGAGGAAUGUGCUCCCCCGGUUCUUGGUGAAGCAAUUGCUCAGUUCGCUUUCGAUGGAUCUCAGGAUGGAACUAUCCGCAUGGACCCCAAUGAAAAGCUGUGGUUGAUUGAAAAAGACGAAGGAGAUGGAUGGACUAGAGUUCGAAAGGAAAACAACUCUGCUGAUGGCUUCGUUCCUAGCUCCUACUUGAAAACGACGUGGUACAAAUAG
Molecule: messenger RNA, 1767 nt
Organism: Caenorhabditis briggsae
Lineage: Eukaryota; Metazoa; Nematoda; Chromadorea; Rhabditida; Rhabditidae
Gene: Cbr-toca-1
Product: Protein CBR-TOCA-1
Exons: 9
Coding region: 1-1767 (588 amino acids)
Biological process (GO): signal transduction
Molecular function (GO): protein binding
Source: RefSeq, a predicted model, not a curated record